Molecule: messenger RNA, 2273 nt
Organism: Olea europaea var. sylvestris
Lineage: Eukaryota; Viridiplantae; Streptophyta; Magnoliopsida; Lamiales; Oleaceae
Product: protein GDAP2 homolog
Exons: 15
Coding region: 297-2000 (567 amino acids)
Source: RefSeq, a predicted model, not a curated record
CAAAAAUAAAAAUAAAAAUGGAGAAAUAGCAGCCUCGUCUAUCGCCAAAUCAUUGAAAUCAAUCUCUCUCAAACUCUUUGCGCUUCUUCCCCAAAUCUCGAUUCUACUAUCGGAAUUUCUGUUUACUUCUGGAGUACUAAAUCUUUUCCUGAUAGACUAUUUUGUGGCGCAUUAUUGAAACUGACAUUUCAAUGCGUUUCUCCAAAUUUGGUGAUAGUUGGGGUGCAUAAGGUAUAUGUUAUUUAUUAUUAGCUGAAGGGGCAAGUUAGUGAAGAUUUGAAUCUGGAGUCAUAAAUAUGUACCGCCCUGGGGCUGCGACCACUACCCGAGGUGGAUUACCAACAGAUAGUGGAGAUUCUGUUGUGACACUCGACCAAGUUCCCCGUUGGAGUGAUGCGGAGUAUAGAAACUUGUACGAGAAUGAAGAUCCUGCUUUCCAAAACUCACAUUUUCCAGACCCGCUAGCAUCUGUUUCUGAGGGAAGCAGUAGUGGAAAUGGGAUGGUUUCUAGAUUUCCUGUGGACUACGAAAUCAACUCGAAGCUAUACCUUUGGAGGGGAAACCCGUGGAAUCUUGAGGUGGAUGCUGUAGUUAAUUCGACAAAUGAGAACUUAGAUGAAGCACACGGCAGUCCUGGUUUGCAUGCUGCAGCUGGACCUGGUCUUGCAGAAGAAUGUGCUACAUUAGGUGGCUGCCGAACAGGGAUGGCAAAAGUUACUAAUGCGUAUGACCUUCCUGCAAGGAGGGUUAUACAUACUGUUGGUCCUAAGUAUGCAGUAAAAUAUCAUACUGCUGCAGAGAAUGCUCUGAGCCACUGCUAUCGGUCUUGCCUUGAACUUCUCAUUGAAAAUGGUCUGCAGAGCAUUGCAAUGGGGUGUAUAUAUACUGAAGCCAAAAAUUAUCCUCGAGAACCCGCUGCUCAUGUGGCAAUAAGAACCGUAAGACGUUUCCUUGAGAAACAGAAAGACAAAAUCCAAGCAGUUGUUUUUUGCAUUGAAACAGCAUCUGAUACUGAGAUAUAUAAAAGAUUGCUUCCACUUUACUUUCCUCGGGAUAAACUUGAGGAGGAGGUGGCUAUUUCAAAACUUCCUGCAGAUGUUGGAGAUGAAAAUGGUGAGACAGUCAUAGAUGAACGGAAAAUCAGAAUAAAGCCAUUGCCCAAUGUUAAGAAGGCUGGCCUGAGAUUUUCCCAAGCCUCUGCUGAUCUUCCAGCUGGUGAUAUUAUUCCAGUCAGCGACGUUGCUUUGACGAGACGCAGGAACUCAUCAUACUUGGAUGCAUAUCUUGAUCCUGCAUUUAUGUCCCUUAUCAAAGAUCCAGAUCAGCGACGCAAAGAACGUUGGGAAAAGGCUGCGCAAGCACGAAAUAGUUGGAAUUUUGCUAAAAUGCUUGGAUAUGGUGACCUUGGGGGCCCUCCUCUAUCUGCUGCUGAAGAAUAUUCGCUUCAUUCACGAUAUCUAGCUAAAGCAAAUUCACUUAAUCUUUCUGAAAUUGCUGAAAUGAAAAUUAUCUACCGAGGUGGGGUUGACAGUAAAGGUCGUCCAGUGAUGGUGGUUGUGGGAGCACAUUUUCUGCUUAGAUGUCUUGAUCUAGAGCGUUUUGUGCUGUAUGCAGUAAAGGAGUUUGAGCCCUUGAUACAGAAGCCGUAUUCUAUUGUCUAUUUCCACUCCGCAGCAUCAUUACAGGCGCGACCAGAUCUGGGAUGGAUGAAGAGAUUACAGCAAAUACUUGGCCGAAAACACCAGCACAAUUUGCAUGCUAUUUAUGUACUCCAUCCAACCUUUGGUCUGAAAUCUGCAAUUCUUGCACUGCAAAUGUUUGUGGAUGAUGUGGUGUGGAAGAAGGUGAUAUACGUUGAUCGUCUUCUACAACUAUUCAAAUAUGUCCCCCGUGAGCAAUUAACUAUUCCAGAUUUUGUCUUCCAGCAUGAUUUAGAAGUAAAUGGAGGGAAGGGCCUUAUUGUCGAUCCAAGGACAAAAUAUGUCUAUCGAAGACCAUAAAUAUGAAAGCAGUUGUCUGAAAUUCAGCUUUUCUGCCCAGAAACCGAGUAUGUGGUUAGCACUGUUCUUUUCGUGCAUUUCAUUUACUGUUAACAGGAUCAGGUUGUAAUUGGUUUUUAUUGUGUAUUAUUCUCCAUCUUUUCCUGUGUUUGAAGGAUGUUCUUGGAUUUGUGAUGUAUGAUGGAAAUAUAUUUCUUAUUUUUCAUUUAUUGAUAUUUGUUGUAUGUAUCGUUGUCGACACUAAGCUAUUAGUAAUUUAGUAUUUUUCUGGUA